GGGAGUGUUUUUGUUCGCGGCAGCACCAAUGAGGCUGCCUGAGGACUGAAGCUGACAUACUCCCUCCUCACACGGACACAUUGGGUGUGAGGGGAAGCGGGGCCGCACGGAUGGAGCUGGAAAACAUUGUGGCCAACACGGUGCUUCUGAAAGCCAGAGAAGGUGGUGGAGGGAAGAGGAAAGGCCGCAGUAAAAAAUGGAGGGAGAUGCUGAGGUUACCCCACAUCAGUCAGUGUGAGGAGCUGCGACAGACCAUUGAAAGGGAUUAUUACAACCUGUGUGACAAGCAACCAAUUGGAAGAACCCUUUUCAGGCAGUUCUGCGAGACCAGAGUUGAAUUGAAGCGAUGCAUUGAAUUCCUGGAUGCAGUGGCAGAUUAUGAAGUGGCUCCGGAUGAGAAGCGUCGAGAUUGCGGACUCCAGCUUUUAGAGACCUACUUCAACAAUGGGUCAGUAGCUCAUUUACCUGAAGUGCCUGUGGAAAUGGUGAAGCAGUGCAAAGAGAAAUUGGAGGAAAGUCCUUGUAAGGAAAUCUUUACAGAAUGUGUGAAAGCUGUCCAUGAUUAUCUAAGUGAUAAACCAUUCACGGAAUACCAAGAAAGUAUGUACUUCUCACGAUUCCUACAGUGGAAAUGGUUAGAAAGGCAACCUGCAACAAAAAACACGUUUCGACAUUAUCGAGUACUCGGAAAAGGAGGAUUUGGUGAGGUGUGUGCUUGUCAGGUCCGCGCCACAGGGAAGAUGUAUGCGUGUAAGAAGCUGGAAAAGAAGAGGAUAAAAAAACGUAAAGGAGAGAACAUGGCGUUAAACGAAAAGAAGAUUUUAGAGAAAGUUAACAGUAGAUUUGUUGUUAGUUUAGCGUAUGCCUAUGAAACAAAGGAUGCACUUUGUCUGGUACUAACCAUAAUGAAUGGAGGGGACCUGAAGUUUCACAUUUAUAAUAUGGGCAACCCUGGUUUCGAUGAGAAGAGAGCAAUAUUCUAUGCUGCUGAGAUCUGCUGUGGCCUGGAGGACUUGCACAAAGAGAGAAUUGUGUACAGAGAUUUGAAGCCAGAGAACAUUCUACUGGACGAUCAUGGGCACAUCAGGAUUUCUGACCUGGGUUUAGCCGUACAGAUCCCAGAGGAUGAGACGAUUCGGGGGAGAGUUGGAACUGUUGGUUACAUGGCUCCGGAGGUUAUCAACAAUGAGCGUUACACAUUCAGCCCUGACUGGUGGGGACUCGGCUGUCUGAUUUAUGAGAUGAUUCAGGGUCAGUCACCUUUUCGAAAGCGUAAGGAGAAAGUGAAACGGGAGGAGGUUGACCGACGUGUCAAAGAGGAUAUGGAGGAAUAUUCUGACAAAUUCUCAGAAGAGCCACGUUCCAUCUGUAGGAUGUUGCUGACUAAAGAUCCAAAGCAACGAUUGGGUUGUCAAGGAGGGGGAGCUUGUGAGGUCAAGCAACAUGCGAUAUUCCGACACAUCAACUUCAAACGACUUGAGGCAAACAUGUGGGACCCUCCUUUUGUUCCAGAUCCCAGAGCAGUUUACUGCAAAGAUGUCCUGGAUAUUGAACAGUUUUCCACAGUCAAAGGGGUAAACCUGGAUCCGACAGAUGAUGACUUUUAUUCCAAAUUUGUUACAGGCAGCGUCUCCAUUCCUUGGCAAAAUGAGAUGAUUGAUACAGAAUGUUUUAAGGAGGUAAAUACCUAUGGGACUGAUGGGACAUUAUCACCAGUACUGGACAGCAACAAGCCGAACCCACCUCCAAAACGAGGCCUAUUGUACAGGUUUUGCAGACGAGAGGUCUGUUUCAAGAGUAGCUUCAGUGACGAUGAAGAUGACCCUUCAAAAACUCUGUAGCUGCUGACCACAUGUCACCA
Chiloscyllium plagiosum (whitespotted bambooshark) is the source of this 1861-nucleotide messenger RNA. Lineage: Eukaryota; Metazoa; Chordata; Chondrichthyes; Orectolobiformes; Hemiscylliidae. The record is from RefSeq and is a predicted model, not a curated record.